AUGUUUCAUUAUGUAGAUUAUACUGAAGAAAAUGUUAAAAAAUGUGUGGAAGGAAUGAAAAAGUUUGGUGAUGUAGAAAUCUGUUAUAACAUAGAUCCUAAACAGCCAGUUAUUGUAACUAAAGAAAGGAUUCGUAAACUGCCUAAUUCCUACCAUUUAUAUCCAGCCAUAUUAGACUAA
This is a messenger RNA of Cokeromyces recurvatus, 180 nucleotides long. RefSeq lists its product as uncharacterized. The transcript has a single exon. The record is from RefSeq and is a predicted model, not a curated record. NCBI's taxonomy places the organism in Eukaryota, Fungi, Mucoromycota, Mucoromycetes, Mucorales, Mucoraceae. The coding region runs from base 1 to 180 and encodes 59 amino acids.